Molecule: messenger RNA, 1266 nt
Organism: Helianthus annuus (common sunflower)
Lineage: Eukaryota; Viridiplantae; Streptophyta; Magnoliopsida; Asterales; Asteraceae
Exons: 1
Coding region: 1-1266 (421 amino acids)
Molecular function (GO): RNA-DNA hybrid ribonuclease activity; nucleic acid binding
Source: RefSeq, a predicted model, not a curated record
AUGCGCUCUCCCAGAUCCCUGAAGGACAUCCAGCAGUUGAACGGAAGGUUGAUAGCACUAAAUCGCUUCUUAUCAAAGGUGGCUGACAAAACCCUCCGCUUCAUGAAAGUAUUAAAAGACUGCCUCCAGACCAGUAAGUUCAACUGGACCACUGAGGCCGAAGCCGCCUUUCAGGAAAUGAAAACAUACAUCUGUAAGCUCCCGACAUUAGCCACCCCGGUGCCUGGAGACCCGUUGCUCUUUUACCUAUCUGCCUCGAAGACGACCAUAAGCGCGGUCAUGAUGGUGGAACGGGAGGGGAAACAGAUCCCCAUAUAUUUUAUCAGCAGAACACUUAGGGGGCCCGAGGAACGAUACAUGCCUUUAGAGAAACUUGCGUUGGCCCUGGUCUUUGCAUCUCGGAGGCUCAGAAGGUAUUUCCAAGGGCAUAAAGUCACCUUAGUAACUGAUCAACCCCUUCAGAAAGUGCUUAGAAAACCAGAACAGUUGGGACGACUGGCUAAAUGGGCUGUAGAGUUAGGGGAACAUUCUCUGGAGUUUAAGCCCAGAACGGCCAUGAAGGGACAAAUACUGGCUGACUUCCUAGCAGAGGUCCCCGAGGAUGAAGAGAGGGAGCUACUAAAAUGGGAAGCUUUGGAGGAGGAGGAAAAGAAAAGGGAAGACGAGGCUGUGUGGAAGUUGUUUACCGAUGGAGCAUCCAGUGAAGAAGGGAGUGGUGCAGGUAUCACGCUGGUAAGCCCCGAGGGGGUCGAGUUGACAUAUGCUAUAAGGUUGGAUUUCGAAAACACCAACAAUACCGCCGAGUAUGAAGCCCUCUUAGCGGGGAUGAGACUGGCACAGAAGAUGAAAGCAAAACACGUGGAGGCUAGCACCGAUUCACAGUUGGUGGUAAAGCAGUACCAGGGGGAAUAUGAAGCCAAGGAUAACACCAUGGCUCGAUGUGUGGCGAAAGUUAAGGAGGCAGCUAAGACAUUCAGAACCUUCAAACUAGAAUACAUCCCUCGUGGGAGGAACAGGAAGUCUGAUGCACUCAGCAAGUUAGCUUCGGUAGCAUUCGACCAUCUCGCGAAGGAGGUCAAAGUAGAGGUUCUAACAUCCCCCUCCCUUAACACAGCGGAAGUGGCUACGAUUGAAGGUCCUCAGGAAACAUGGAUGACCCCAAUCAUCAAAUUCCUCCAGGACGGGACUCUACCCGAGGGGGAAUGGGCGGCCAGAAAGAUAAGGGUCAAGGCCCUACAAUAUGAACUGAUUGGAGGGGAGCUAUAA